CCGUCACGUGAGCGCAGUGCGUGUCACGUGACUCGCCGCCGCCGCCGGGUUCCCUAGUCGCCCGGAGCGAGCCGGGUCCGCGGCCGCCGCCAUGUCGAGCUUCCCCGAGCUCUACUUCAACGUGGACAGCGGCUACCUGGAGGGGCUGGUGCGGGGCUUCAAGGCCGGCGUGCUGAGCCAGGGCGACUACGUGAACCUGGUGCAGUGCGAGAGCCUGGAGGAUUUGAAGCUGCACCUCCAGAGCACGGAUUAUGGGAACUUCCUGGCCAACGAAGCCUCCCCCCUUACUGUGUCUGUCAUAGAUGACAAGCUGAAGGAGAAGAUGGUGGUGGAGUUUCGUCACAUGAGGAACCACGCGUAUGAGCCAUUGGCGAGUUUCCUGGACUUCAUCACUUACAGCUACAUGAUCGAUAACGUCAUCCUGCUGAUCACCGGGACGUUGCACCAGCGCUCCAUCGCGGAGCUGGUGCCCAAGUGCCAUCCGCUAGGAAGCUUUGAGCAAAUGGAAGCUGUGAAUAUUGCUCAGACCCCUGCAGAGCUCUACAACGCAAUCCUGGUGGAUACGCCCCUGGCUGCCUUCUUCCAGGAUUGCAUAUCCGAGCAGGACCUCGAUGAAAUGAACAUCGAAAUCAUCCGAAACACGCUGUAUAAGGCAUACCUGGAAGCCUUCUACAAGUUCUGCAGCAUCCUGGGCGGUACAACUGCAGACGCCAUGUGUCCAAUCCUGGAGUUUGAAGCGGACAGGAGAGCCUUCAUCAUCACCAUUAACUCGUUUGGCACGGAGCUCUCCAAAGAGGACCGAGCUAAGCUGUUCCCGCACUGCGGGAAGCUCUAUCCUGAGGGCCUGGCCCAGCUAGCCAGAGCAGAUGAUUACGAGCAAGUCAAAACAGUAGCUGACUACUACCCUGAAUACAAACUGCUGUUUGAAGGAGCCGGCAGCAACCCUGGAGACAAAACCCUGGAGGACCGUUUUUUCGAGCAUGAGGUGAAGCUGAACAAGCUGGCUUUCCUCAACCAGUUCCACUUCGGGGUUUUCUACGCCUUCGUCAAGCUGAAGGAGCAGGAGUGUCGCAACAUCGUGUGGAUUGCCGAGUGCAUCGCCCAGCGGCACCGCGCCAAGAUCGACAACUACAUCCCCAUCUUCUAACCGUCCUCGGCCCUCCUGCUGCCGGUGGAGCCCCGUGGAACUGCCCUUCCCCCCCAGUACAUUCCGAAUCAUCACUAGUCCUCGCUCCGGGGGCGGCUCCUCUCUGGAACGGGCUCGGAUGGAAACUGGCCAGUCUGUUCCGGAGCUGCCGUUGUUUGUGUGAGUUCUGUGCGCUGUGAGGGGCCAGCGGGGCCUGGGACAGGCGCGGGGCCGGUGCAGCUAUGGAGCACGAGGGCUCCAGUCCACGUAUUAUAAUUGUACCUGUGUCACUGUACUGAUCAGCUGUGUGCGCUUCACCGAGCGAGCCAGUGCUGAUCUCUGAGGGAACUGGCAUCUCUCAGCCAGUAACUCCUUGCUCUUGAGUGACUCGUUAGAUAUGUGUUGCCUGAGUUGAAAUGUCCCUGUACCAAGGCUGAGAUCCGAACUGUCUAGCUCCAGGAAGUAUUGUCCCCAGAAGCUUCAUGUGAGUGUCUCUCUUGCCACCCUUAGUGUAGCGGAUGCUGCUGUUUAAUUCCUGCAUCAUCUUGUGUCUGACUCCUGCGAGGGCAGAAAGCCGAGCCGCCCUUGUCCCAAGAGCUGAGGCGGAAGCAGAGGUUCCUGCUGGCUAUUGCAGGGCUCUGAGCAGCACGCGGUGGCUGUGUCCUUCCCCCCGUCACCAGGCGGCACGUGCCCCCCAUGGCCCUGCUGGUGCUGAGGCAGACCAGGCACUGAAGUGGGGACCUGGCCAGCAAAUGCCUUUGCCCCAGAAAGAUUCUUGCUAAUCUGCCCUCAACCUGGGACCAGGUAGCGAGCGAGGCUGGCCCUGCAGUGGCUGUGGGGGCAGUACGUGCCUACUGCUGAGUGCAGGUGCUAGCCAGCCUGUCCAAGCCCCAUGGCUCCCCCCGGGUGCCCACCAGCUGCCACUCUUCUUCUGGGAGCCCCUGGCCUCUGCCCAUUCCUGGGGGCUCUGAGCUGGCUGGCCUGCCGGGCCGGCUGCCUGUAACCUGGGAGCGGCCCCCUGCUUCCUAUACAAACUGCAGUGACAUGUCCCUGUGUGCAGUGAGCAGGCACCACACUCCCACGGUUAGGAGCACGUGUCCCCAUAACCACUGCAGGCUCAUUCCCAGGCUCUGGGGGCAGGGGCUUGGCUGGCGGCUCUGUUUGCCCAGGUGGUAAGAUGGUCAUUCAAAGGGAUCCAGACGGCUAUUGAAGUGACCUGUUGCUCUUUCUAGGCCAGGGCUUUCUGGGAAGCUGCCAAACCCCAUCCCACCCAUGCUGGGCGUCUGUCACCAACACUGGGGUGUUGGCGGGCAGUGCAGGUAGCGGCCUCGGCCUGUAACCGCCCUGCGCAGGUGGGCUGGCUCGAAGAGCGCGCCUGCCUUCAGCGACAUGGGUUUUGCAGCCCGUUAAUGGAAGUUGAGAUUGGGGGAGUGGGAGACCUGAGGAGCAUGGGCUUGGAGCGUCUCCUGCCUUCCCUGCUGCUGGCUUUGGGUCGCUGCUGCUCUGCGCACGGAGGGAGGGAAAGGGUGACUUCUGGUGCCCUUAGCUACCACCCGCACACACACGCUCUCUGCUCAGAGCCCCCUUGGCCCGUGCAGAGCUCCACCCUUCUUUUCAGUCUCUGCUCUGCUGCUCCCUGCAGUCAGGUUCCUUGGCAUCCAGCUGAAGGUUGCUGGAAUUGCCCUGUCCCCAAAGCAGGGUGCUCAGCAGGCUGGGGGUGGUCGUGGUUCCUGGCCAGGGCCUGGCUUGCUCCAAGCUGGCACUAGACGGCUCUAUCUCCACAGCUUUGUGCUGCUCCCACGUGCAUGUGUAGGAGACGCGUAAGAGCAGGCUGGACGCCCUGGCCUUGCUGCUCUGUCACUGCAGAAUGGUUUGCUGUCCUGGCUCCCCUCCCCCGUGACAAUAAAUAUCUGCCUAAAGCAC
Messenger RNA from Mauremys reevesii (Reeves's turtle), 3049 nucleotides. It is a transcript of the gene ATP6V0D1, whose product is annotated as ATPase H+ transporting V0 subunit d1. Gene Ontology annotation, molecular function: proton-transporting ATPase activity, rotational mechanism. Bases 92 to 1147 code for a protein of 351 amino acids. Gene Ontology annotation, cellular component: early endosome; proton-transporting V-type ATPase, V0 domain; vacuolar proton-transporting V-type ATPase complex. NCBI's taxonomy places the organism in Eukaryota, Metazoa, Chordata, Testudines, Geoemydidae. The transcript has 8 exons. The record is from RefSeq and is a predicted model, not a curated record. Gene Ontology annotation, biological process: vacuolar acidification; vacuolar transport; proton transmembrane transport.